Molecule: messenger RNA, 612 nt
Organism: Dromiciops gliroides (monito del monte)
Lineage: Eukaryota; Metazoa; Chordata; Mammalia; Microbiotheria; Microbiotheriidae
Product: 60S ribosomal protein L21-like
Exons: 2
Coding region: 1-612 (203 amino acids)
Biological process (GO): translation
Cellular component (GO): ribosome; cytosolic large ribosomal subunit
Molecular function (GO): structural constituent of ribosome
Source: RefSeq, a predicted model, not a curated record
AUGCCUCCCUCUCCCUCCACACUGCCCACACCCAACCAAGCCUUCUCUUUUCAGGUUGAGUAUCCACAGUUCCUGCAAUUCCUCUUCAAGUUACCUGGUUUCCAGUCCCCUCAUGAACCAGUUGCCAAAAUAACGAACACAAAAGGAGAAAGGAGAGGGACACGUUACAUGUUUUCUAGGCCCUUUAGAAAACAUGGUGUUUUCCCUUUGGCUACGUAUAUGCAAAUAUACAAGAAAGGUGAUAUUGUAGAUAUCAAGAGUAUGGGCACAGUUCAGCAAGGAAUGCCCCACAAAUGUUACCAUGGCAAGACUGGACGGGUCUAUAAUGUUACUCAACAUGCUGUAGGCAUUGUUGUAAACAACCAGGUUAAGGGCAAGAUUCUAGCCAAGAGAAUUAAUGUGCGUAUUGAGCAUAUUAAGCAUUCUAAGAGCAUAGAUAGCUUCCUGAAGAGGGUAAAAGAAAAUGACCAGAAGAAGAAGGAAGGCAAAGAAAAAGGCACCUGGGUUCAACUGAAAUGUCAGCCUGCUCCACCCAGAGAAGCACACCUUGUGAGGACCAAUGGCAAGGAACCUGAGCUGUUGGAACCAAUCCCUUACAAAUUCAUGGCAUAA